Coregonus sp. 'balchen' is the source of this 40572-nucleotide messenger RNA. The record is from the annotation of a GenBank genome assembly. Lineage: Eukaryota; Metazoa; Chordata; Actinopteri; Salmoniformes; Salmonidae.
AUGUCCCAUUCAUGCCAAAGUAACUCUCUGCAUUGUCUUUCCUCCAUUUUGGCUCCUCAGUAUUCCUGUGCCCCGGCUUGCUGCGAGGGGUGUACCAGAGCGAACACCUCUUUGAGUCGGACCACCAAUCCGGUGCCUGGUGUAAAGACCCCCUCCAGGCCUCCGACAAGAUCUACUACAUGCCCUGGACACCAUACCGCACGGACACGCUGACUGAGUACUCCUCCAAAGAGGACUUCAUCGCAGGGCGACCCACGACCACGUACAAAUUACCGCACCGCGUCGACGGCACAGGCUUUGUAGUAUACGACGGCGCACUGUUCUUCAACAAGGAGCGCACGCGCAACAUCGUCAAGUUCGACCUGCGCACACGCAUCAAGAGCGGCGAGGCCAUCAUCGCCAACGCCAACUACCACGACACCUCGCCGUACCGCUGGGGCGGCAAGUCAGACAUCGAUCUCGCUGUAGACGAGAACGGCCUGUGGGUCAUCUACGCCACGGAGCAAAACAACGGGCGCAUUGUCAUCAGCCAGCUCAACCCUUACACCCUCCGCGUAGAAGGAACCUGGGACACCGCCUAUGACAAGCGCUCGGCGUCCAACUCCUUCAUGAUCUGCGGGAUUCUGUACGUGGUGAAGUCGGUCUACGAAGACGACGACAACGAGGCGACUGGGAACAAGAUUGACUAUAUCUACAACACUGAGCUGAGUAAAGAUGGCUUCCUGGACAUCCCCUUCCCCAACUCGUACCAGUACAUCGCCGCCGUGGAUUACAACCCGAGGGACAACCUACUGUACGUGUGGAACAAUUAUCACGUGGUCAAGUACUCGCUGGACUUUGGUGCAUUGGACGGUAGACCAGGUAGGCCACAUAUUCAUAUUUUUUCGCUCUUCUAUUUCAUGUCUUUCACUAGCUUGUUGGUAAUUCAGAGAGUUGUUGGUAUCUUUGGUAGAUAUAUUUAUGCUUGCAGUCGCUUUGAUGGCAAGAGAAGAGAAGAGGAGGUUGUUGACGAGGCUACAGUGUGUAGAUAGAAGACAUAUGGUUUGUUGUCAUGAACAUUUUCUCAAAGGUCUUUACUUUAAGUCAGGGAAACACUGUUAAAAAUGUAUACAUUUUAGCACAUUUCAGUGUUGCGAUAAGUGUAAUUGAAUACAAACAGCAUCACUUUCAUACUCAUGGCCUAUGAAUGUCACCAUCAGUUGUCAUGUUCCUAGCUUGUUUGACACUAUGAUUGGUGGGCUUUUUUAAUUCGAGAGUAAAGAGCAGAGGAAAUGAAGAGGAAGUAUAUGUAUUGUUACACAUUAGCACCAUUGCGAGUGUGUGGGUUGGUGAUAAUUAGCUAUGGAAUAUGAUACCUCAAUGUGUCAUCCAUCUUGUUCCAUUUAAUUAAACCCCUUGAAUGAUAGAAAAAAAAACAAGCAAACAACCACACACCAGCUGUGGGAAAAUGUAAUAACUGCAGUCACAUUAUUGUUUUACGAGACAUUUUAACUGUUGGCGAACAAAAGGAUUUGCAUUCGAAAGAAAACAAAUAAUUGUUUGCUGUCACGUGAUUGGGUAGUUAUGUUUUCUCACGGGGAUCGUAUUUUAGGCAGUUGUUAUCCCUAGUUUCUGCUAUUUAUUAGAUAUUACAUUAUUUUCUAUAUAAUUCUGACAAAGAAGGUGAAUAGAACUACAAGAGUUGUUUGUUUGCCUUUUUAGUCUUUUCUCAAAGUUUGUCUCUCUCUCUUUUACAGUACAUGUCACCUUUGUAAAGACAGAGAUCACUGCUCUCAUUAAACUUGCCAUAACUCUUUUUAAGAAAGUAAAAAUUAUUCCCUUUGAUGCUCUUUCUUUAAAGUAGUCAUCAAGCCUACCCAAAAUUGUUUUGCAAUGCCGAGGUAAUUCUUUGCGCUGGCUCAUUAACAGCCUAGUCUGAAUUAUCACAAGUUAUUUGGCUGUGAAGUCUUUACCAUCCUCAUCGGUGGAAAUCGCAGCCUUCACCUGCAGUUUUUAAAUGAAAUUACAAUUUUCCCAGAAUCUCAGCUGAAAUGCAUAUGGACAAUUCCACAGUAUAUGCUGAGACUCAGAUUUUUCCCUUUAAAAUGUAUGCCAAACACAAAUCAAUGAUUGCAAAGUGAAACAGACCAUACAACUUUAUGCACAAUAACUAAUUUUAACAAUUUACACUUUAUUUGGAUAGUCCUGAUAUUCCAUCUGUAGAUGCUCUACAGCAGGGUUUCCCAAACUCUGUCCUCGGGACCCCAAGGGGUGCACAUUUUGGUUUUUGCCCUAGCACUACACAGCCGAUUCAACUAAUCAUCAAGCUUUGAUAAUUUGAAUCAGCUGUGCAGUGUUAAGGCAAAAACCAAAAUGUGCACCCCUUGGGGUCCCGAGGACUGAGUUUGGGAAACGCUGCUCUACAGUAGGGUUCAUUUUUUUUUUAUUUUUUUUUUUGUCAUUUAGCAGACGCUCUUAUCCCGAGCGACUUACAGAGCAAUUAGGUUAAGUGCCCUUGCUCAAGUCACAUCGACAGAUUUUUUCACCUAGUCGCUCGGGGAUUAGAACCAGCGACCUUUCGGUUACUGGCCAAACUCCUUACCCCUAAGCCACCUGCCGCCCGGUCAAUAGUUUGUUUGAAAGUAUCUGUCGAUAAGCAACUGCUUGCUAAGGUUAAGGUUAGGUUUAGAAUAAGGGUAAGGGUUAUGAUAAGUGUUAAGGUUAGUAGAUAGUUAGCUGAAAUGUUACUGAUAGUCUGUAGAUAGCCUGUAGACUGUAGGAUUAUCCCAAAUAUAUUUCUUAUUUUUUAAUUUUUUUGUACAAAAACACAUUUACUCGAAGAACGUGUUUGGUAACAUAAUGACAGCACAGACAGCACAAACCGUCAUUCUUUAACCAACUUUUCUUCAAGUAAAUGUGUUUAUGUAGAAUGUGCUGUGGAAAUUGUUGAAAGUAGUCUUUGUGCACGUAGUUGUAUGGUUUGUUUAACUUUGCAAUCAUUGGUUUUUGUUUGGCAUACAUGUCAAAGUGAAAAAUUGGUGUCUAAGCAGCACUCUGUGACCGUGGAAUUGUCUAUAUCCAACCUAGUCUAUUCAUCAAAGGCAGCAGAGUUCUGUUAUGUGAUUUUACUUAUGCCUGAGGUUUCACUUUCCACAACACAUAGGAGCUACACAUAAUUGCUUCCCCUGUUGUUGCUUAAAGGGAAAAUACACCCAAAACCACUCAUUCCUUUAAUUUAAAGUGUUAAAUAACACUAUGUGAGAACAAUAUUUUUUGAAAACAAAUGUUUCAUUUUGGCGUUAUAUGUAUAAGUUGGUAGCAACAUGUAAAAAUUGUUGUGGCAAUCUGUUGCAGUUCAAGUCAACUACAAAAUCCACAAUGCAAUGCUCUCGCUAUGGGCUUGCUGGCUAGCUAGCAAACGUAGCUACACACAAUAAUACCAAAGACAAUAUCAGCAUGUAAAGUAGCUAGUUAGCUGUAAAAUCGCCUAAACAAACUGCACUAUCAAUUUAGGAGUCUACAAUCUCAACAUGUUCAAAUUGCAUAUCAAUGUGCCUCACAGAGUGGAGUUUGACAUUCGCAACGACAGAUAUACUUUUGAAGAGAUGGGAAACGUUGCCCAUGCUACAUCAAUUGUCCGCACAGUGCAUUAUGGGCGAUUCUGGGACAAGGAGCACUCUCCUUCAAGGAGUGAAUGGGAGUCUAUUGGGUGCUAGCUCAAAAACCCAACAUUAGCAUGCAUUUUGUCAACAAGAAGUACAACAUUACAAAUAUUUUCCAAGAUGUAAGAUAAUUAACUUGCUAUCUGUAAUGUCGUAUAGCUUUGGAAUCGUGACAUUACGUACCUAUGAGGAAAAUAGGCACGUUUCUCGACAUACAGUGCCUUGAAAAAGUAUUCAACCCCCUUGCCAUUUUUCCUAUUUUGUUGCAUUACAACCUGUAAUUUAAAUUGAUUUUUAUUUGGAUUUCAUGUAAUGGACAUACACAAAAUAGUCCAAAUUGGUGAAGUGAAAUGAAAAAAAUUACUUUUUUUUUUAAAUUCUAAAAAAUAAAUAACGGAAAAGUGGUGCGUGCAUAUGUAUUCACCCCCUUUGCUAUGAAGGCCCUAAAUAAGAUCUGGUGCAACCAAUUACCUUCAGAAGUCACAUAAUUAGUUAAAUAAAGUCCAUCUGUGUGCAAUCUAAGUGUCACAUGAUCUCAGUGUAUAUAUACACCUGUUAUGAAAGGCCCCAGAGUCUGCAACACCACUAAGCAAGGGGCACCACCAAGCAAGCGGCACCAUGAAGACCAAGGAGCUCUCCAAACAGGUUAGGGACAAAGUUGUGGAGAAGUACAGAUCAGGGUUGGGUUUUUUAAAAUAUCCCAAACUUUGAACAUCCCACGGAGCACCAUUAAAUCCAUUAUUAAAAAAUUGAAAGAAUAUGGCACCACAACAAACCUGCCAAGAGAGGGCCGCCCACCAAAACUCAUGGACCAGGCAAGGAGGGCAUUAAUCAGAGAGGCAACAAAGAGACCAAAGAUAACCCUGAAGAAGCUGCAAAUCUCCACAGUGGAGAUUGGAGUAUCUGUCCAUAGGACCACUGUAAGCCGUACACUCCACAGAGCUGAGUGGCCAGAAAAAAAGCAAUUUCUUAAAUAAAAAAAUUAGCAAACAUGUUUGUUGUUUGCCAAAAGGCAUGUGGGAGACUCCCCAAACAUAUGUAAGAAGGUACACUGGUCAGAUGAGACUACAAUUGAGCUUUUUGGCCAUCAAGGAAAACGCUAUGUCUGGCGCAAACCCAAAACCUCAUCACCCCGAGAACACCAUCUGCCAUGGUGGUGGCAGCAUCAUGCUGUGUGGAUGUUUUUCAUUGGCAGGGACUGGGAAACUGGUCAGAAUUGAAGGAAGGAUGGAUGGUGCUAAUAAAUACAGGGAAAUUCUUGAGGGAAACCUGUUUCAGUCUUCCAGAUAUUUGAGACUGGGACGGAGGUUCACCUUCCAGCAGGACAAUGACCCUAAGCAUACUGCUAAAGCAACACUCAAGUGGUUUAAGGGGAAACAUUUAAAUGUCUUGGAAUGGCCUAGUCAAAGCCCAGACCUCAAUCCAAUUGAGAAUAUGUGGUAUGACUUAAAGAUUGCUGUUCACCAGCGGAACCCAUCCAACUUGAAGGAGCUGUAGCAGUUUUGCCUUGAAGAAUGGGCAAAAAUCCCAGUGGCUAGAAGUGCCAAGCUUAUAUUUUUUACAUUUACAUUUUAGUCAUUUAGCAGACACUCUUAUCCAGAGCGACGUACAGUUAGUGAGUGCAUACAUUUUCAUACUGGACAUACCCCAAGAGACUUGCAGCUGUAAUUGCUGCAAAAGGUGGCUCUACAAAGUAUUGACUUUGGGGGUGUGAAUAGUUAUGCACGCUCAAGUUUUCUUUUUUUUGUCUUAUUUCUUGUUUGUUUCACAAUAAAAUGUAUUUUGCAUUUUCAAAAUGGUAAGCAUGGUGUGUAAAUCGAAUGAUACAAACCCCCCAAUGUAGACACUGACUAGCCGAUGUGAGUAAGACUUUUAAGCAGGUCAACAUUCACAAGGCCGCAGGGCCAGACGGAUUACCAGGACGUGUACUCCGAGCAUGUGCUGACCAACUGGCAAGUGUCUUCACUGACAUUUUCAACAUGUCCCUGACUGAGUCUGUAAUACCAACAUGUUUCAAACAGACCACCAUAGUCCCCGUGCCCAAGAACUCUAAGAUAACCUGCCUAAAUGACUACCGACCCGUGGCACUGACGUCUGUAGCCAUGAAGUGCUUUGAAAGACUGGUCAUGGCUCACAUCAACAGCAUAAUCCCAGAAACCCUAGACCCACUCCAAUUUGCAUACCGCCCCAACAGAUCCACAGAUGAUGCAAUCUCUAUCGCACUCCACACUGCCCUUUCCCACCUGGACAAGAGGAACACCUACGUGAGAAUGCUAUUCAUUGACUACAGCUCAGCAUUCAACACCAUAGUGCCCUCAAAGCUCAUCACUAAGCUAAGGAUCCUGGGACUAAACACCUCCCUCUGCAACUGGAUCCUGGACUUCCUGACGGGCCGCCCCCAGGUGGUAAGGGUAGGUAACAACACAUCUGCCACACUGAUCCUCAACACGGGGGCCCCUCAGGGGUGCGUGCUCAGUCCCCUCCUGUACUCUCUGUUCACCCAUGACUGCAUGGCCAGGCACGACUCCAACACCAUCAUUAAGUUUGCCGACGACACAACAGUGGUAGGCCUGAUCACCGACAACGAUGAGACAGCCUAUAGGGAGGAGGUCAGAGAUCUGGCCGUGUGGUGCCAGGACAACAACCUCUCCCUCAACGUGACCAAGACAAAGGAGAUGAUUGUGGACUACAGGAAAAAAAAGAGGACUGAGCACGCCCCCAUUCUCAUCGACGGGGCUGUAGUGGAACAGGUUGAGAGCUUCAAGUUCCUUGGUGUCCACAUCACCAACGAACUAUCAUGGUCCAAACACACCAAGACAGUCGUGAAGAGGGCACGACAAAGCCUAUUCCCCCUCAGGAGACUAAAAAUAUUUGGCAUGGGUCCUCAGAUCCUCAAAAAAUUCUACAGCUGCACCAUCGAGAGCAUCCUGACUGGUUGCAUCACCGCCUGGUAUGGCAACUGCUUGGCCUCUGACCGCAAGGCACUACAGAGGGUAGUGCGUACGGCCCAGUACAUCACAGGGGCAAAGCUCCCUGCCAUCCAGGACCUCUAUACCAGGCGGUGUCAGAGGAAGGCCCUCAAAAUUGUCAAAGACUCCAGCCACCCUAGUCAUAGACUGUUCUCUCUGCUACCGCACGGCAAGCGGUACCGGAGUGCCAAGUCUAGGUCCAAAAGACUUCUCAACAGCUUCUACCCCCAAGCCAUAAGACUCCUGAACAGCUAAUCAUGGCUACCCGGACUAUUUGCACUGCCCCCCCACCCCAUACUUUUUACGCUGCUGCUACUCUGUUAAGUAUUUAUGCAUAGUCACUUUAACUCUACCCACAUGUACAUAUUACCUCAACUACCUCAACUAGCCGGUGCCCCCGCACAUUGACUAUGCAACGGUACCCCCCUGUAUAUAUAGCCUCCCUACUGUCACUUUAUUCUAUUGUGUAUAUAUAGCCUCCCUACUGUCACUUUAUUUUUACUUCUGCUCUUUUUUUCUCAACACUUUUUUUGUUGUUGUUUUAUUCUUACUUUUUUUGUUUAAAAUAAAUGCACUGUUGGUUAAGGGCUGUAAGUAAGCAUUUCACUGUAAUGUCUGCACCUGUUGUAUUCGGCGCAUGUGACCAAUAAAAUUUGAUUUGAUUUGAUUUGAUUUGACUUUGAGAAGGGAUUGCGUGACGAUUAGCUUAGCAACCGCGUGAUGCAGCAUGACAACGUGAACGCGAUUGGUCUACAGUCUGCUGGGUGGGGCGUUAUAUGUUCCUUCAUUCAUUGGAUUGCUAUCUCCUUUCUAUAAUAUCUCUGGCAACGGCACCAUGCAAUGCACCCUGGACUAAAGAGGCAGAAAAAUAGGAAAAAUGUGCUAGACCCUCCGUUAAAUUACAAAUGUCUCGAGGUAGGAAUAUCGCGAAAAUAUGAUCAAUGGCUCAUUCGAGAGAAGACAUCCUCCUGAGUUAUGACAUCUGCCAGUAUUGAAAUCUGACAUGUAUGAUAGACGUUUUUGCAAUGUAAAAGUCGUAUUCAUAUUAACUUCCAAAUGGAUUAACCUUUCCUUUAAGCAAAAACAACAUUUGUUAGGUGCUUGCCUUAUUAAAUGGUGUUGUAUCAAGCAGUGCUUUUACAUGCAUUUGGGAGGCAAGCUGCAGAACAUUACCUGGUGACGCUCUGCCAACUUUGUUUUCACUCCUCCCCACACACACAACACCCGCUCUCUCUCUCUCGAAUAGAGUAAUGGACCUUUCAGUCUCCAGGGAGUAUCAGUUCAGUAUCCCAUGGUGCGGAAUGGGCUGACCUCCAAACGGCGGCGAGCAAGGAGGCUGCUGACAGAGGAUUGGAAGGUAGAGGGAAAAAGAGAGACGGACACAGUUGAUAAAUCCAUUUAACUGAUACAUAAAGUAGAUAGAUGAGGUGUCCGUGACAAACAGCGCCAGAUAAACAGACUGAUCUGGAGUGAAUGAUUGAGUCAAAUGUCGCACGAUAGAUUGGUCGAUAGGUAGAUUAACGUAUACUAUUUGGUUCCAGAUUUUUUAUGUCAAUUCAGAUGGGUAGAUUGCAUGUCUCAUUUCAUGAAGGAUUAGGCAAGGAGUCUGGUCAUCAUCAAAGUGAUCAGUAUGGAUUAAUGUUAUGAGUUGAUAUUAUGGGUUAGCCAUCAUCACACUUUAGGUACUGUAUUUCCAUGAAAUGCCUUGCUACAGCUGUUGCGCAACACAAUUGACCAGUCAACCAUGUCAACCUCACCUGUACCUUACUGCAGCGAACCAAGACACAAUUAUCAAAGUCCAUCCAUACGCAUGAGGGUGACAUACACAGGUUAUGCUUUCUCCCUGACCAGACCACUGAUGACAUAAUCACAGGGGGUUAACACCACAGGCGAGGUGAUGUUGCGUAAGAUUCCCGCCGCACAGGCUCAGUACCACCUCUCCCCCACCUCCCCCACCCCCAUAGGCACGCGACGCAUGAGCUGCUAUGGCGAUGGAGCAUGGGAAAUGGGCAACGGAGCAGGGGAGUCAUGUCAUUGCCCACAGCUGGGUCUUAGCUCAGCAUGCCAUGCCACGCGGCCAUUGGCACAGGCGUUUUGCAUGGGAUUCUGGGAAUGCAUUUUUGGAAUGGUGUUUGGUUUUCCCUUUUGUAGUGGAUUUGAUUCGUGGAGGUGGUUGGGUGCAUAGUCUUAUAUCAUGAUGAAUUGUGAUGCAUAGGUGUGCAUUGUUUCUGAUUGGUUGAUGGAUGAAACGAAAUAAGAUAACGAGAACAGCUGUGGAUACUGUAUACAUGCUGUAUGACUGAUGUUUAUUCCAUCAAAUUUUGUGGAAAUAGUACAAAUAUAUUGCAGAAAUGUUGCAGCUAGAUAUAUCUCAUCAUAUUCCGUGUUACAUACUUGAGAAUGACACUGGACAAAUUGAAAAUAAUCAAAUUGCUUAGUGGACAUCAUUUGUAUUUCUGCAGGCAAGGCAGUGGUACGAUUAACUCCCGAGUGGCGCAGUGGUCUAAGGCACUGCAUCGCAGUGCUAGCUGUGCCACUAGAGAUCCUGGUUCGAUUCCAGGCUCUGUCGUAGCCGGCCGUGACCGGGAGACCCAUGGGGCGGCGCACAAUUGGCCCAGCGUCGUCCAGGGUAGGGGAGGGAAUGGCCGGCAGGGAUGUAGCUCAGGGAUGUAGCUCAGUUGGUAGAGCAUGGUGUUUGCAACGGCAGGGUUGUGGGUUCGAUUCCCACUGGGGGGCCAGUAUGAAAAAAAAUAAUGUAUGCACUCACUAACUGUAAGUCGCUCUGGAUAAGAGUGUCUGCUAAAUGACUAAAAUGUAAAUGUAAAUUAACAACAAUUUGUUACAAGAGCAUAAUUUAGCAAUAAGGCAUGAGGGGGUGUGGUAUAUGGCCAAUAUACUAUGGCUAUGGACUGUUCUUAUGCACGGCGCUACGUAGAGUUCCUGGAUACAGCCUUUAGCCGUGGUACAGUGGCUUGCGAAAGUAUUCACCCCCCUUGGCGUUUUUCCUAUUUUGUUGCCUUACAACCUGGAAUUAAAAUUGAUCUUUGGGGGGUUUGUAUCAUUUGAUUUAUACAACAUGCCUACCACUUUGAAGAUGCAUUUUUUUUAAAUUGGGAAACAAACAAGAAAUAAGACAAAAAAAACUGAAAACUUGAGCGUGCAUAGCUAUUCACCCCCCCAAAGUCAAUACUUUGUAGAGCCACCUUUUGCAGCAAUUACAGCAGCAAGUCUCUUGGGGUAUGUCUCUAUAAGCUUGGCACAUCUAGCCACUGGGAUUUUUGCCCAUUCUUCAAGGCAAAACUGCUCCAGCUCCUUCAAGUUGGAUGGGUUCCGCUGGUGAACAGCAAUCUUUAAGUCAUACCACAGAUUCUCAAUUGGAUUGAGGUCUGGGCUUUGACUAGGCCAUUCCAAGACAUUUAAAUGUUUCCCCUUAAACCACUCGAGUGUUGCUUUAGCAGUAUGCUUAGGGUCAUUGUCCUGCUGGAAGGUGAACCUCCGUCCCAGUCUCAAAUCUCUGGAAGACUGAAACAGGUUUUUCUCAAGAAUUUCCCUGUAUUUAGCGCCAUCCAUCAUUCCUUCAAUUCUGACCAGUUUCCCAGUCCCUGCCGAUGAACACUGCCACCACCAUGCUUCACUGUGGGGAUGGUGUUCUCGGGUGAUGAGAGGUGUUGGGUUUGUGCCAGACAUAGCGUUUUCCUUGAUGGCCAAAAAGCUCAAUUUUAGUCUCAUCCGACCUGAGUGCCUUCUUCCAUAUGUUUGGGGAGUCUCCCACAUGCCUUUUGGCAAACACCAAACGUGUUUGCUUAUUUUUUUCUUUAAGCAAUAGCUUUUUUUCUGGCUACUCUUCCGUAAAGCCCAGCUCUGUGGAGUGUACGGCUUAAAGUUGUCCUAUGGACAGAUACUCCAAUCUCCGUUGUGGAGCUUUGCAGCUCCUUCAGGGUUAUCUUUGGUCUCUCUGAUUAAUGCCCUCCUUGCCUGGUCCGUAAGUUUUGGUGGGGCAGCCCUCUCUUGGCAGGUUUGUUGUGGUGCCAUAUUCUUUCCAUUUUUUAAUAAUGGAUGUAAUGGUGCUCCGUGGGAUGUUCAAAGUUUUCGGAUAUUCUUUUAAAACCCAACCCUGAUCUGUACUUCUCCACAACUUUGUGGAGCGCUCCACCUGUUUGGAGCGCUCCUUGGUCUUCAUGGUGCCGUUGCUUGAUGGUGCCCCUUGCUUAGUGGUGUUGCAGACUCCGGGGCCUUUCAUAACAGGUGUAUAUAUACUGAGAUCAUGUGACAGAUCAUGUGACACUUAGAUUGCACACAGGUGGACUUUAUUUAACUAAUUAUGUGACUUCUGAAGCUAAUUGGUUGCACCAUAUCUUAUUUAUGGGCUUCAUAGCAAAGGGGGUGAAUACAUAUGCACGCACCACUUUUCCGUUAUUUAUUUUUUAGAAUUUUCUGAAACAAGUAAUUUUUUUGAUUUCACUUCACUAAUUUGGACUAUUUUGUGUAUGUCCAUUACAUGAAAUCCCAAAAAAAAAUCCAUUGAAAUUACAGGUUGUAAUGCAACAAAAUAGGAAAAACGUCAAUGGGGAUGAAUACUUUAGCAAAAUACCACAAACCCCUGAUGUGCCUUAUUGCUAUUAUAAAAUGGUUACCAACAUAAUUAGAACAGUAAAAAUGUUUUGUCAUACCCGUUGUAUACAGUCAGAAAUACCACUGCUUUCAGCCAAUCAGCAUUCAGGGCUCGAACCACCCAGUUUAUAAUUGCUCUUGGAGAACCGAUACCUCAAUCUCUGCAGAGAACAGAUCGAGGAUAGAUGAGACAUCCAAAAUUACUCCAUUCAAACCACGUUUCCAUGACAACACUUAUUGAUAAUUGUGUUUACUGAAGUUGAUAGAAAAAUGAAAUACAAACCUUCUCUAUAAAUGUUAAAAAGCAGACAUCAUUAAAAGCCCACAUAUCCUUGCCCUCACCUGGCAUAUUCUUUCAAUCAAAUUCGAGAACGAGGGAGCGCAAAUAUAAUUAAUCAAAACAGUCUUCUUUACAAAGUGUAUAGAAAUUGCAAAUAAAUAUGGAAAUAUAAAAGCGGAAGAAAGAGGAAGGCCUGUUAUUAUGUCUAUUACUAAGCCACUCCAGAAUACAAAUCUGAGGGAGAAUAAUUGGCGGGAAAAGCAGACAAGAAUGAUCAAUUUGCUGGUAUAUGGGAACACUUGAAUGUUCAUGUGAAUCUAUUUCUCAUGGAUACGUGUAGGUUUGCAAUAGCAGACAUGCCAUUAAUAGUAAACAGACAGAUUGAAAGAUCUAAAGAUCACGAAAGAGGAAAACAAGAGUCAGUAUGAAUUCAGCUGGACGUUCAGGCUGUCUCACUAAUGCUAAUCUGCCAAAGUGAGCAGAGGAGGAGAAAGUCCACAGGCCUACUUAGUGCAGGCAGUCACUUGAGAUAAUUUACCCUGCCUUAGGCUCAGACACCUGCUACUGGUGCCUGCUUGGUGUGGGUGGGUGGGUGGGUGGCAAGGGGAGGUGUGUGUGGGGGUAAAUGUGUGUGUGAGAGAGCAUAUACAGUGCCUUCAGAAAGUACUCACUCCCCUUGACAUUUUCCACAUUUUGUUGUGUUACAGCCUGAAUUUAAAAUGGAUUAAAUUGAGAUUUUAUGUUACUGGCCUACACAAUACCCCAUAUAAUGUCAAAGUGGAAUGAUGUUUUUAGAAAUGUUUACUAAUUAAUAAUGCAUGAAAAGUUGAAAUGUCUUGAGUCAAUAAGUAUUCAACUCCUUUGUAAUGGCAAGCCUAAAUAAGUUCAGGCAUAAAAAUGUGCUUAACAAGUCACAUAAUAAGUUGCAUGGACUCACUCUGUGUGCAAUAAUAGUGCUAUCUGUAAGGUCCCUCAGUCGAGCAGUGAAUUUCAAACACAGAUUCAACCACAAAGACCAGGUAGGUUUUCCAAUGCCUCGCAAAGAAUGGCACCUAUUGGUAGAUGGGUAAAUAUGAAAAGCAGCCAUUGAAUAAUAUCCCUUUAAGGAUGGUGAAGUUAUUAAUUACACUUUGGAUGGUCUAUCAAUACACCCAUUCACUACAAAGAUACAGUUGUCUUUCCUAACUCAAUUGCCGGAGAGGAAGGAAACUGCUCAGGGAUUUCACCAUGAGGCCAAUGGUAACUUUAAAACAGUUAAAAAGUUUAAUGGCUGUGAUGGGAGAAAACUGAGGAUGGGAUCAACAACAUUGUAGUUACUCGACAAUACUAACCUAAUUGACAGAGUGAAAAGAAGGAAGCCUGUACAGAAUCAAAUAUUCCAAAACAUGCAUCCUGUUUGUAACAAGGCAAUUAAAGUAAUACUGCAAAAAAUAUGGCAAAGCAAUUCACUUUUUGUCCUAAAUACAAAGUGUGAUGUUUGGGUCAAACCCAAUACAACACAUUACUGAGUACCACUCUCCAUAUUGUCAAGCAUAGUGGUGGCUGCAUCAUGUUAUGGGUAUGAUUGUAGUCGUUAAGGACCGGGGAGUUUUCAGGAUUAAAAAAUUAACUAAAUGGAGCUAAGCACAGGCAAAAUCCUAGAGGAAAACAUGGUUCAGUCUGCAUUCCACCAGACACUGGGAGAUUAAUUUACCUUUCAGCAGGACAAUAACCUAAAACACAAGGCCAAAUAUACGCAGGAGUUGCUUACCAAGAUUACAUUAAAUGUUCCUUAGUGGCCUAGUUACAGUUAUGACUUAAAUCGGCUUGAAAAUGUAUGGCAAGACUUGAAAAUGUCUGUCUAGCAAUGAUCAACAACCAACUGGACAGGGCUUGAAGAAUUUUUAAAAUGAUAAUGUAAUGUGCAAAUAUUGUAAAAUCCAGGUGUGCAAAGCUCUUAGAGACUUACCCAGAAAGACUCACGGCUGUAAUCACUUUUUCAAUAUUGGGUUUCUAAAAACAUGUUUUCACUUUGUCAUUAUGGGGUAUUGUGUGUAGAUGGGUGAGAAAAAAGUCUGUAACACAACAAAAUGUGGAAUAAGUCAAGGGGGUAUGAAUAGUUUCUGAAAGCACUGCUUUCGUUUCCCAUUUCUGCAUGUGAAUGUGCAGAUAUGGGUAACGUAAUGCAACAAUGCAUAAUAAUUGUCCUUGUGCCUCUUGAAGAUUUUGGCAGCACAUCAUCACAUGUAUUAUCCCUGUGACCCAUUUGCAGCAUAUAUGGAAAUUGGUGCAGAGAUGAAAAUAUGCCAGCAUGCAUUCCCAGUGGGGGGAUCCACAGUAAGCUAUACCAUGUUAUAGCAGGUAUACUGUAGAUAUACAGUGGGGGAAAAAAAUAUUUAGUCAGCCACCAAUUGUGCAAGUUCUCCCACUUAAAAAGAUGAGAGACGCCUGUAAUUUUCAUCAUAGGUACACGUCAACUAUGACAGACAAAAUGAGAAUUGUUUUUCCAGAAAAUCACAUUGUAGGAUUUUUAAUGAAUUUAUUUGCAAAUUAUGGUGGAAAAUAAGUAUUUGGUCACCUACAAACAAGCAAGAUUUCUGGCUCUCACAGACCUGUAACUUCUUCUUUAAGAGGCUCCUCUGUCCUCCACUCGUUACCUGUAUUAAUGGCACCUGUUUGAACUUGUUAUCAGUAUAAAAGACACCUGUCCACAACCUCAAACAGUCACACUCCAAACUCCACUAUGGCCAAGACCAAAGAGCUGUCAAAGGACACCAGAAACAAAAUUGUAGACCUGCACCAGGCUGGGAAGACUGAAUCUGCAAUAGGUAAGCAGCUUGGAUAAAGAAAUCAACUGUGGGAGCAAUUAUUAGGAAAUGGAAGACAUACAAGACCACUGAUAAUCUCCCUCGAUCUGGGGCUCCACGCAAUAUCUCACCCCGUGGUGUCAAAAUGAUCACAAGAACGGUGAGCAAAAAUCCCAGAACCACACAGGGGGGACCUAGUGAAUGACCUGCAGAGAGCUGGGACCAAAGUAACAAAGCCUACCAUCAGUAACACACUACGCCGCCAGGGACUCAAAUCCUGCAGUGCCAGACGUGUCCCCCUGCUUAAGCCAGUACAUGUCCAGGCCCGUCUGAAGUUUGCUAGAGUGCAUUUGGUGAUCCAGAAGAGGAUUGGGAGAAUGUCAUAUGGUAAGAUGAAACCAAAAUAUAACUUUUGGUAAAAACUCAACUCGUCGUGUUUGGAGGACAAAGAAUGCUGAGUUGCAUCCAAAGAACACCAUACCUACUGUGAAGCAUGGGGGUGGAAACAUCAUGCUUUGGGGCUGUUUUUCUGCAAAGGGAGCAGGACGACUGAUCCGUGUAAAGGAAAGAAUGAAUGGGGCCAUGUAUCGUGAGAUUACAUGGCCCCAUUCUCAUCUUUUUAAGUGGGAGAACUUGCACAAUUGUUGGCUGACUUUUUUACCCCACUGUAACCUAUUCAUUAACACAUAGACAACUAACUUCCUGGACAACAAAAUAAUUACAUUAGCUACAGUAAGAUACAUUAGUUCUGAAUUUAUAAAAUUCCCAUUUCAAAUUACUUACAGACAUAUUUAUCAAGGUGUUUAUAAAAGGAUAUUUUUAGUUAGGACAUUACAUUUUGGUCAUUUAGCAGACGCUCUUAGUUGGUUGGCCAGAAUUACAUCUCUAAAUUAAUAUGUCCCUAUAGUCAGGUGAUAGUCAGCCACAUGUGACUGCUUUGUUCGUACACUGCAACAACAUUUGAUCUCCGGAUAUCUCCGGGUUGCCAACCUCGGUCAUUCUUCUGUCAACUCAGGCCAUCUGUGGAGGACAGGCACGGGAAGCGGCACAGUUGGCGUUGCCGAUACCCUCCACUGUCUGGCGUGCCUGCUGUAAUCUUGCCACCUGUUGCUAUCUGGCCAGGGCAGAGUAGCAGUGCGUGCCAGAGGGUACCUAAGACAUGGGAUUCGACCUUCAUACUGAGGCUGGCAUGUUUUGGGCAAGGCCUGCCAGUCUUGGCCCUGUCAAUAGUAACCGAGAGCUUCUUAAUUGAAUAAGAAUGGCUAACCGGUAGAUGCAGACUGACAGAGAUACUGUUACUGGGGUUUGGGAACCAGCGGACUACUUAGGACACAACCUGUUGCCCUUUGACCUCUGUGUGUGUGUUUGUGUCUGCUACCUGGAUUAUAGCACUCCUGCUGAAGUAUACUAUUGUUCGCCCUAUGCCUGAAUUAUUGGAACGCAUUAAUGGAUGCAUUGCCUUAUUAUCUACAGUACCAGUCAAAGGUUUGGACACACCUACUCAUUCAAGGGUUUUUCUUUAUUUUUACUAUUUUCUACAUAGUAGAAUAAUAGUGUAGACAUCAAAACUAUGAAAUAACACAUAUGGAAUCAUGUAGUAACCAAAAAAGUGUUAAACAAAUCAAAAUAUAUGUUAUAUUUGAGAUUCUUCAAAGUACCCACCCUUUGCCUGGAUGACAGUGUUGCACACUGUUGCAUUAUCUCAACCAGCUUCAUGAGGUAGUCACCUGGAAUGCAUUUCAAUUAACAGGUGUGCCUUGUUAGAAGUUAAUUUGUUGAAUUUCAUUCCUUCUUAAUGCCUUUGAGCCAAACAGUUGUGUUGUGACAAGGUAGGGGGGUAUACAGAAGAUAGCCUAUUUGGUAACAGACCAAGUCCAUAGUAUGGCAAGAACAGCUCAAAUAAGCAAAGAGAAAUUACAGUCCAUCAUUACUUUAAGACAUGAAGGUCAGUCAAGUCGGAAAAUGUCGAGAACUUUGAAAGUUUCUUCAAGUGCAGUCGCAAAAACCAUGAAGCGCUACGAUGAAACUGGCUCUCAUGAGGACCGCCACAGGUAGACCAAGAGUUACCUCUGCUGCAGAGGAUAAGUUCAUUAGAGUUACCAGCCUCAGAAAUUGCAGCCCAAAUAAAUGCUUCACAGAGUUCAAGUAACAGACACAUCUCAACAUCAACUGUUCAGAGGAGACUGCGUGAAUCAGGCCUUCAUGGUCGAAUUGCUGCAAAAAAACACAACUAAAGGACACCAAUAUGAAGAGACUUGUUGGGCCAAGAAACACGAACAAUGGACAUUAUACUGGUGGAAAUCUGUCCUUUUGGUCUGAUCAGUCCAAAUUUGAGAUUUUUGGUUACAACCGCCAUGUCUUUGUGAGACGCAGAGUAGGGGAACGGAUGAUCUCUGCAUGUGUGGUUCCCACCGUGAAGCAUGGAGGAGGAGGUGUGAUGGUGUGGGGAUGCUUUGCUGGUGAAAUGGUCAGUGAUUUAUUUAGAAUUCAAGGCACACUUAACCAGCAUGGCUACUACAGCAUUCUGCAGCGAUACGCCAUGCCAUCUGGUUUGGGCUUAGUGGGACUAUUGUUUGUUUUUCAACAGGACAAUGACCCAACACACCUCCAGGCUGUGUAAGGGCUAUUUGACCAAGAAGGAGAGUGAUGGAGUGCUGCAACAAAUGACCUGGCCUCCACAAUCACCCGACCUCAACCCCAAUUGAGAUGGUUUGGGAUGAGUUGGACCGCAGAGUGAAGGACAAGCAGCCAACAAAUGCUCAGCAUAUGUGGGAACUCCUUCAAGACUGUUGGAAAAGCAUUCCAGGUGAAGCUGGUUGAGAGAAUGCCAAGAGUGUGCAAAGCUGUCAUCAAAGCAAAGGGUGGCUAUUUGAAGAAUCUUAAAUAUAAAAUAUAUUUUGAUUUGUUUAACACUUUUUGGUUACUACAUGAUUCCAUAUGUGUUAUUUCAUAGUGUUGAUGUCUUCACAAUUAUUCUACAAUGUAGAUAAUAGUAAAAAUUAAGAAAAACCCUUGAAUGAGUAGGUGUGUUCAAUCUUUUGACUGGUACUGUAUUUCCAAUGCUCAGCUGCUGUUUCAGAAGCAUUUAUUGGAAACGGUUGUUUGCGUGCUCUAUAAUGCCCCUCUGAUGUUGGCGGAUUGGGGAAAUGGCCUACAUGCUUAUUACAUGUCUGGCGGACUCCCUACGUAGGGUAAUAAUUUCCAUGGUGAGCCACCGACAAGACUGUGUCUAGAGUUUAGGAUUAGAAUAGGAAUUUAUUUUUCCUAUGGACAAAGGCUUGCUCUGAACCAAGGGAGGGGAAACAAUGGAAGCCUGUUAGGAAUAUAGCUUGAGAUUUGCCACAUGGCAGUAUCGCUUGUUUUCUAGUUCUUUGCUAGGCUUUGAAUACAUGCUGUGCUGUUGUGUUUGUCACAUUCAAAUACAGUGUCCAACCAACUUCAGAUGAUGUGGUAGUUCCUUGUUGUUCGCCAUCAAUAUUUUGUCCUGCACAGCUUUCAAAUUUAGCCUGAGCUUUGCCUCACGGGUAGUAAACAUAAUGUUUACAUCUAUUUGAAGGGCAAACCUGCUUAGUUCUCACAACGGCCAGCGGGCUGACCUUGAUAUAUCAGCCGUUUUGAAAUGUGGCAUAUAGACAUUCAAUUCAUGUGGUGGCAUUUAUGCAUCACGUGGUGCAUGUUUUCUAUUCUCAACCAGAGGAGUCAUUCAUCAUCUACAUCAGUCUGUACCAUGAUCCAGAAAUCAUACACAGCUCACCUGUGUGGUUCCAGGGUAUGGCAGGUGAUUCUUCACUUAAGCCCACCACCGCCCCAUCCAUCUCGCCUGACACACGCAAAAAAUAUAUAUAUAUUCUGCCUAGAAGAGAAGCAGAGACCGAUCGACUCAGCUCUGCCUUUUUUGUUGUUUUUGCAUCUUUCUUUCUGAUGUCGUGCUUGCAACUUAAGCUAACUCUUCGUCUGGCACUGAAAAUUGCCCAUGAACUUUAACUGUCCCAACCGAAACAGAGUUAUCAGUAGAGUUGAUCUGGGCCACUGUGGUUUCCUUUUGAAGAGUCCUUUUGAAUCAGCCUGAUAUCAGCAGUGUUGGAGUUCUCGCUGAGAGGCUUUGUAUUAUCCAAUCGGCCCUGGCUCUGUCGGUUCACAAUGUUCAAAUCCAAACCCUAGGCUUUUUGCCCAGGAGCGAGACAAUGUGUUCUCCUUGUGAAUCCCUUCUUCCCCCUUCACUCCCCUCCUUCUCUCCCUGCUUUCAACCUCUCCAUGGUCAUUUUGAGAGUGCAGUGUAACAGAAGCCUGACUGUCUCUGGCCCUGAGAAGGAGCUGGUGAGCUCUCAGCGCCCCUCAUUUCAGGCUUGACAGGAAACUGUUGUCGUUUGUUGUACCACUGUGUGCAUCUGUGUGUGUGCGCCCAGGUGUGCUUGAGAAUAUCCAUGUAGCUUAAUUUGUAUGUGUGUAUGCGUAUUGAAGAAGCUGAGUGGGUGGGCGUGCGUGUAUGUGAAAGUGUGUGCGACCACGUACUAGUGCAUAUGGCCUUCUCCCAGUGACAUGUGACCUCAACAGCUGACCUCUCUAGUCUCGUGUAGCCGGAUGAGGAAUGAAUUACCCAACAAUACCCAGCCUCUAUCCAUUAUAACCUCAUCAUGUCAGAUGAUAUCAGAGUUUUACCGGAUGUGUCGAUGCAUAUUUUACCAUAGAGACCCACUGACCGAUUUGUGGGCCUGCCACAAAAGGCUCAUUAAACGACAUCAUCAUUUACCUCCCCGCUCCGGGGAUACCGCUGCAUAAAUUGUGUCAUUAUAGAGAAAGGAUGGAUUGAGACAGCAAAAAUAGUUUCUAGUGGUGUAUCAUUGAGCACUGUUUGAUUGGUAUGAAUGGGUGUUGUGAUGGAUAUAACUGGGUUAGUUUGUUUAAAAGAGUGUGUCAUAGGCUUUGCUUUUGACCUGGUGUUUUGAUGAUCUAACGUUCAAUUACGUACUAUGAUAUUCAUGUAUAACAAUAUGUAAUAUGUAGUUCAUUAAAAAAAACGAAUUCAACCAAUCAUAUAAUAAACGCUUCAACAUACUCUACGUCUAUCAAUGAGUCUUUCCCAGUCAAAGUGCCUAUUAUGUUGAUGGUAGCAUCAGUGGUGUAAAGUACUUAAGUAAAAAUACUUUAAAGUACUACUUAAAUAGUAUUUGGAGCAUCUGUACUUUACUAUUUAUAUCUUUGAUAACGUUUACUUUUACUCCACUACAUUCCUAAAGAAAAUAAUGUACUUUUUACUCCCAUACAUUUUCCCUGAUACCCAAAAGUACUCGUUAUAUUUUGAAUGCUCAGACAGGACAGCAAUAUGGUCCAAUUUAUGCACCUACAGUGAGGGAAAAAAGUAUUUGAUCCCCUGCUGAUUUUGUACAUUUGCCCACUGACAAAGAAAUGAUCAGUCUAUAAUUUUAAUGGUAGGUUUAUUUGAACAGUGAGAGAUAGAAUAACAAAACAAAAAUCCAGAAAAACGCAUGUCAAAAAUGUUAUAAAUUGAUUUGCAUUUUAAUGAGGGAAAUAAGUAUUUGACCCCCUCUCAAUCAGAAAGAUGUCUGGCUCCCAGGUGUCUUUUAUACAGGUAACGAGCUGAGAUUAGGAGCACACUCUUAAAGGGAGUGCUCCUAAUCUCAAUUUGUUACCUGUAUAAAAGACACCUGUCCACAGAAGCAAUCAGUCAAUCAGAUUCCAAACUCUCCACCAUGGCCAAGACCAAAGAGCUCUCCAAGGAUGUCAGGGACAACAUUGUAGACCUACACAAGGCUGGAAUGGGCUACAAGACCAUCGCCCAGCAGCUUGUUGAGAAGGUGACAACAGUUGGUGCGAUUAUUCGCAAAUGGAAGAAACACAAAAUAACUGUCAAUCUCCCUCGGCCUGGGGCUCCAUGCAAGAUCUCACCUCGUGGAGGUGCAAUGAUCAUGAGAACGGUGAGGAAUCAGCCCAGAACUACACGGGAGGAUCUUGUCAAUGAUCUCAAGGCAGCUGGGACCAUAGUCACCAAGAAAACAAUUGGUAACACACUACGCCGUGAAGGACUGAAAUCCUGCAGCGCCCGCAAGGUCCCCCUGCUCAAGAAAGCACAUAUACAGGCCGGUCUGAAGUUUGCCAAUGAACAUCUGAAUGAUUCAGAGGAGAACUGGGUGAAAGUGUUGUGGUCAGAUGAGACCAAAAUUGAGCUCUUUGGCAUCAACUCAACUCACCAUGUUUGGAGGAGGAGGAAUGCUGCCUAUGACCCAAAGAACACCAUCCCCACCAUCAAACAUGGAGGUGGAAUCAUUAUGCUUUGGGGGUGUUUUUCUGCUAAGGGGACAGGACAACUUCACUGCAUCAAAGGGACGAUGGACGGGGCCAUGUACCGUCAAAUCUUGGGUGAGAACCUCCUUCCCUCAUCCAGGGCAUUGGAAAUGGGUCAUGGAUGGGUAUUCCAGCAUGACAAUGACCCAAAACACACGGCCAAGGCAACAAAGGAGUGGCUCAAGAAGAAGCACAUUAAGGUCCUGGAGUGGCCUAGCCAGUCUCCAGACCUUAAUCCCAUAGAAAAUCUGUGGAGGGAGCUGAAGGUUCGAGUUGCCAAACGUCAGGCUCGAAACCUUAAUGACUUGGAGAAGAUCUGCAAAGAGGAGUGGGACAAAAUCCCUCCUGAGAUGUGUGCAAACCUGGUGGGCCAACUACAAGAAACUUCUGACCUCUGUGAUUGCCAACACGGGUUUUGCCACCAAGUACUGGGUCAUGUUUUGCAGAGGGGUCAAAUACUUAUUUCCCUCAUUAAAAUGCAAAUCAAUUUAUAACAUUUUUGACAUGUGUUUUUUCCUGGAUUUUUUUGUUGUGAUUCUGUCUCUAACUGUUCAAAUAAACCUACCAUUAUAGACUGAUCAUGUCUUUGUCAGUGGGCAAACGUACAAAAUCAGCAGGGGAUCAAAAUUUUUUUCCCUCACUGUAUAUUGAUAUAACGUGUUGUCGUCCCUAUUGCCUCUGAUGUGGCGGACUCACUAAAUACAAAUACUGCACUUGUAAAAUGAUGUCUGAGUGUUGGAGUGUACCCUUGUCUGUCCGUUAAUUUUAAAAACAAGAAAAUAUUGCUCUCUGGUUUGCUUAAUAUAACGAAGUUUAUGUAUAGCUUUUACCUUGUACUUUUACUCAAAUAUGACAAUUGAGUACUUUUUUCACCACUACUUAAGUACAUUUAAAACCUGAUACUUUUAGACACUUACUCAAUUAGUAUUUCUGUCUGUAAUGAAGCCCUUUUGUGGGGAAAAAAUCAUUAUGAUUGGCUGGGCCUGGCUCCCCAGUGGGUGGGCCUAUGCCCUCCCAGGCCCAACCAUGGCGGCGCCCGUACCCAGUCAUGUGAAAUCCAUAGAUUAGGGCCUAAUUUAUUUAUUUCAAGUCACUGAUUUCCUUCUAUGAACUAAAUACACUGAGUAUACAAAUCAUUAAGAACACCUUCCUAAUAUUGAGUUGCACCCCCCCCCCUUUGCACUCAACAGCCUCAAUUCAUCGGGCAUGGACUCUAAAAGGUGUCAAAAGAUGGACCAUUCUAGAUACACAUGGGAAACUGUUGAGCGUGAAAAACCCAGCAGCGUUGCAGUUCUUGACACGCUCAAACCGGUGCGUCUGGCACCUACUACCAUACCCCGUUCAAAGGCACUUAAAUCUUUUGUCACCCUCUGAAUGGCACACAAACACAAUCCAUGUCUCAAGUCUUAAAAAUCCUUCUUUAACAUGUCUCCUCCUCUUCAUCUACACUGAUUGAAGUGUAUUUAACAAGUGACAUCACUAAGGGAUCAUAGCAUUCACUUGGUCAGUCUGUCAUGGAAAGAGCAGGUGUUCUUAAUGGUUUGUACACUGUGUGUGUGUGUGGGUGUGUGUGUGUGUGUGUGUGUGUGUGUGUGUGUGUGUGUGUGUGUGUGUGUGUGUGUGUGUGUGUGUGUGUGUGUGUGUGUGUGUGUGUGUGUGUGUGUGUGUGUGUGUGUGUGUAUGUAUACACUACCAGUGAAACAUUUUAGAACACCUACUCAUUCCAGGGUUUUUACUAUUUUUUACAUUGUAGAAUAAUUGUGAAGACAUCAAAACUAUGAAAAAACAUAUAUGGAAUCAUGUAGUAACCAAAAAGUGUUAAACAAAUCAACAUAUAUUUUAUAUUUGAGAUUCUUCAAAUAGCCACCCUUUGCCUUGAUGACAGCUUAAAUUGGACUAAGAUGGUGGUUCAAAAAUGGUCAUAGGUGCAUCUCUAAUAGGAAAAGAAGAACAGCUGCUGAAGAUUAUUGCCAAAAAUGUUGCCACUUAACAUUUGACAUGUCAGAAAGUAUUUUGAAUUGUACUUAUUUUUGACAUCAUUUGUACUCUGCACCUGUGGAAGUUUGCUGGAUGUUCUUAGUAUACUGCGUACACCAUAUUUUACAAUUUAGUAAUUUAGCAGAUGCUCUUAUCCAGCGCGACUUAGUUAGUGCAUUCAUCUUAAGAUAGCUAGGUGGGACAGCCACAUCACAGGCAUAGUAAGUACACUUCCUCAAUAAAGUAGUUAUCAGCAAAGUCAGAGCUAGAAGGGGAUGAGGGGGAGUCAAGUGCAAGUGUUGAUUCAGGAGGGGGUCAAGGUGAGAAGGGGGAUUAUUUAAGAUACUAUUUGAAGUAUACUAUUUGAGGUAGGGUUUCAGAAGUUUUCAGAAGAUGGGCAGGGACUCUGCUGUCCUAGCAUUAGGGGGAAGCUGGUUCCACCAUUGGGGUGCCAGGACAGAGAAGAGCUUGGACUGGGCUGAGCGGGAGCUGGCCUCCCGUAGGGGUGGGAGGGCCAAGAGACGAGAGGUGGUAGAACGGAGUGCUUGUGUUGGGUUGUAGGGUUUGAGCAUAACCUCAAGGUAGGGAGGGGCACUUCCUCUUGCUGCUCCGUAGGUCCAUGGUCUUGUAGUGGAUGCGAGCUUAGACUGGAAGCCAGUGGAGUGUGCGGAGGAGCGGGGUGACAUGGGAGAACUUGGGAAGGUUGAAAACCAUGCGGGCUGCAGCACUCUGUAUAAGUUGCAGGGGUUUGAUGGUACAAGCGGGGAGCCCAGCCAACAGCGAGUUGCAUUAGUCCAGACGGGAUAUGACAAGUGCCUGGGUUAGGACCUGCGUCAUUUCCUGUGUGAGGUAGGGUCAUACUUUACGGAUGUUGUAGAGCUUAAACUUGCAGGAGCGAGUCACUGCUUUGAUGUUUGCAGAGAACGACAGGGUGUUGUCCAGGGUCACUCCAAGGUUCUUUACACUCUGGGAGGGCAACACUGUGGAGUUAUCAACCAUGAUGGAGAUGUCUUUCAGCGGGCAUGCCUUCCCCGGGAGGAAGAGCAGCUCCGUCUUGUUGAGCUUGAGGUGGUGGGCUGACAUCCAAGUUGAGAUAUCUGCCAGGCAUGCAGAAAUGUGUGUUGCUACCUGGGUGUCAGAAGGGUAGUUGAGUGUCAUCCGCAUAGCAAUGAUAGGAGAGAAAAGGAGAGGGCCUAGAAGUGAGCCCUGGGGGACACCAGUAGUGAAAGUACAUGGUGUAGACACGGAUCCUUGCCACAUCACCUGGUGACGUGGAGAGGAUGAAACCUACUUUUUAUCCUCUUUUAUCCUACACUACUUUUGAAACAAACAUCUCUCUCAAAAUAUUUUUCUCCUUUCCAAGUGUGCUUGUCUGUUGGCCAAUGGAAUCAUACCAUUCUGAGGUUUUACUGACCUAGUGAAGCUUGAAAUAAGAACACUAAACCAACAUAGCAAAAGUAAAGAGGUCACUCAAGCACUGCACAACACUCAUAUCUCCAAGGCCAUUGUUGGUUUCUUUGUUCUGAGCAGAACAUUUUAGGCAUUCCAGGCUACCAUGUAUAAGGUUAAGGAUGACUCCCUCUAAGAAUACAAAGUGAAGAUAACAUUUCUAUUCACAUAGCCGUGAACUUGAACCCUUGAAUCUUUAUUUUUUUGCUCCUAGAUAAAAUGAGGAACCGACAGAGCACAACAAAAUGUCCUUGUAAAGGUGGUGAGACGAGACUUCUUCCAAAACAUGAGUGUCUACUGACCCGUUUGUCUUUUUGUAAUUGCUUCAUGCGAAAUACACAACUUUGCUCAAGGACAUAGUUGAGCUUUCUUUAUUUCUCAGCCCUCCUCUGCCUCUUAUAGUGGACUGUGGGAACAGGUUUUAGAAUAUAGUAUAUCCCUAACAACAUUACUUAGAAUAGCCAAGCAGUUUAUUAGCCAAUAGCCAAGCAGUUUAUUAGCCAGUAGCCAAGCAGUUUAUUAGCCAAUAGCCAAGCAGUUUAUUAGCCAAUAGCUAAGCAGUUUACUGGUCAUCAUUUAACCAUUAUUUUAUUUCAUGACUCACUAGGUGCUGUGCUGGUUUUUAUUUAAAAAUAUACAGUACAUAUAAAUAAAAUAUGUUUUAUUGUCACAGUGAAAUGUGUUGUUUUACAGGGUCAGCCAUAGUAGUACGGUGCCCCUGGAGAAAAUGUAGGGUUAAGUGCCUUGCUCAAGGACACAUCGGCAGAUGUUUCACCUUGUCGGCUCCGAUAUUCAAACCAGUUACAUUUUGGUUACUUGCCCAACACUCUAAUCGCUAGGUUACCUGCCGCCCGAUAAUUCCUGGCGCUCAAUAAUUUUCCAACCAUAAUUCCUGGCUCUCAGACAACCUACUCUAGUGACUGUGAUGUCAGUAUUGCCCUAUAACUAGGGGAAAGGGCACAACUAAAUCUUUCAUCAUUUAGUGAAUAGUUGAUAGAUUUUCAACCUCUUAAAUUCAUCCUUUUCUCGUAAAGGGGUUUUAUAAUUCAACGCUCUCAUACAAGAAUCGGAAACUUGGAGCUUUGCUUUGACAAUGCAAGAGCAUUAGGCCUAGUUCUUAUUUGACAUGUAGAUGUAGAUUGAAUAUCUACUAUUGGAGCAUUGUUAGUAUGUUAUGUGGUGAACUCAUCUUUGUAUGGUCAUGGUAGCAAUAGUCUCAUUGUGGUAUUGUGCAAUUCGAAAAAACUAUUAUUUGAGGGUCUGUUCAUUGGUAAACAUUGACCUGGGUUUGGGGUCAUGGUUUGAGGUCAUGGUUGGUAUGUGUUGCCUGCUUCCUCUGAAAAUAUCUCUGAAAUAUUAAAGGGGCAAUCUGUAGUUGCUACAUCCAUUUUUUGACAUAUAAAAUCAUGAAAUAUACCCAUUGAUUCUUGAUGAAUAUAACUUAUAAUUCCUCAUGAGCUAAGUGUGACACCCUGUCAGAACCCAAAAGCUUGUUUUACUACAAUGUGUAUAAACAUUGUAAAUAUAAAGAAACUCUGUAUAACCUCUAAACAUUGUUAAAACUAUAAUUGUGAUAUUAUGGAUGGUCAGUCAUUGGAUCCAUAGUUCUGUCUAUGAAUUUGAGUGGUUCAAUUUCUCCAGGCCCGCUUUUUACCAAAGCAGAGGCGGGUUGUCCACCUUGUUAUUGUUUCAACUGCAGAUUGGCCAUUAAAGUAUUUGGCCUGUAACAUAAAACAUGGGGAAAAGAUAGCUGACUUAACAAGGUCCCAGGGAAUUCAAAAUGCCUGCCCUGAAUGCUGCCAAUCAUUUAAAUUUUUAAAUUUUUGUCAUUUAGCAGGCUCUCUUAUCCAGAGCGACUUACAGGAGCAAUUAGGGUUAAGUGCCUUGCUCAAGGGCACAUCGACAGCUUUUUUGCCUAUAUUUCUCCAGACAUAGCGCUUUGCGUUCAUGCCAAAGAGUUACAUUUUUGUCUCAUCAAACCACAGAAUCUAUUGCCUUAUGCUAUCAAGAGUCUUUAAUGUGCCUUUUUCAAACUCCAGGCGUGCUGUCAUGUGCCUUUUUCUAUAUUUUUUCAAUUUCCCAAUGAUGGAGACCACUGCUCUAGGAAACAUUCAACAUUAUUUUAUACAUUUCCUCAGAUAUAUGCCUCAUCACAAUUCUGCCUCUGAGAUCUACGGACAGUUCCUUGGACUUCAUGGUAUAGUUUCUGCUCUGACAGUGGGACCUUGUAUAGACAGUUGUGUUUCUUUCUAAAUCAUGUCCAAACAAUUCAAUUGGCCACAGGUGGACUCCAAUCAAGUUGUAGUGACAUCUCAAGGAUGAUCAAAGGAAAUUGGAUGCACCUGAGCUCAAUUUGGAGUGUCAUAGCAAAAGGGUGUGAAUACUUAUGUAAAUUAGAUAUUUCAGAAUUUCAUUUUCAAACAAAUUUGCUAAAAUGUCUAAAAACACGUUUUCACUUUGGGUUAUUGUGUGUAGAUUUUUUUGUAUAAAAAAAAAAAAUCUAAUCCAUUUUGAAUUCAGGCUAUAACACAACAGCAUGUGAAAUAAGUCAAGGGGUAUGAAUACUUUCUGAAAGCACUGUAGGCUCAUAGGGCUCUGGUCAAAAGUAGUGCACUAUAUAGGGAAUAGAGUGCCAUUUUGGACAUAACCAUACACCCUCAGCCCAAAAGAGGUCCUUCACAAUGCGUUUCAAGGGAAAUUGAAAGCGGCUAGCCACACAAGUGUUCGUGUGUGAUACGAGAGAUACUCAUCGCUAUCUCUUAAAAAUGGAUGAAUAAAUAGAAAGCAUCAUAAGUAAGUAAAUGUAACGAUAAGUAAGUAAAUGUAACGAUGUGCUCUGUGCUAUUUUCACCACCAUCACUCCAAAUGGUAAUUUCUGCGGAAGGAGGCAAGGAGCCAUUGUGAAUUGUAGCACAGAUUAACGUUAAUGCGUUACUGUCAUUGCUGAUGGUAAUGUCUUUGACGCAGCAGAAAUGUUAGACCUAGUUCUGCGUUCAUUCGCUUUUGAUUGGCGGGUAGAAGAAGAGUUACACUACCGGUCAAAAGUUUUAGAACACCUACUCAUUCAAGGGUUUUUCUUUAUUUUUACUAUUUUCUACAUUGUAGAAUAAUAGUGAAGACAUCAAAACUAUGAAAUAACACAUAUGGAAUCAUGUAGUAACCAAAAAAGUGUUAAACAAAUCAAAAUAUAUUUUAUAUUUGAGAUUCUUCAAAUAGCCACCCUUUGCCUUGAUAAUAGCUUUGCACACUCUUGGCAUUCUCUCAACCAGCUUCACCUGGAAUGCUUUUCCAACAGUCUUGAAGGAGUUCCCACAUAUGCUGAGCACUUGUUGGCUGCUUUUCCUUCACUCUGCGGUCCAACUCAUCCCAAACCAUCUCAAUUUGGUUGAGGUCGGGGGAUAGUAGAGGCUAGGAAAUCUGAUGCAGCACUCCAUCACUCUCCUUCUUGGUAAAAUAGCCCUUACACAGCCUGGAGGUGUGUUGGGUCAUUGUCCUGUUGAAAAACAAACAAUAGUCCCACUAAGCCCAAACCAGAUGGGAUGGCGUAUCGCUGCAGAAUGCUGUGGUAGCCAUGCAGGUUAAGUGUGCCUUGAAUUCUAAAUAAAUCACAGAGGGUGUCACCAGCAAAGCACCCCCACACCAUAACACCUCCUCCUCCAUGCUUUACGAUGGGAAAUACACAUGCGGAGAUCAUCCGUUCACCCACACCGCGUCUCACAAAGACACGGCGGUUGGAACAAAAAAUCCCCAAUUUGGACAUAUUUCUACUGGUCUAAUGUCCAAUGCUCGUGUUUCUUUGUCCAAGCAAGUCUCUUCUUCUUAUUGGUGUCCUUUAGUAGUGGUUUCUUUGCAGCAAUUCGACCAUGAAGGCUUGAUUCAAACAGUCUCCUCUGAACAGUUGAUGUUGAAAUGUGUCUGUUACUUGAACUCUGUGAAGCAUUUAUUUGGGCUGCAAUUUCUGAGGCUGCUAACUCUAAUGCACUUAUCCUCUGCAGCAGAGGGAACUCUGGGUCUUCCAUUCCUGUGGUGGUCCUCAUGAGAGCCAUUUUCAUCAUAGCCCUUGAUGUUUUUUGCGACUGCACUUGAAGAAACUUUCAAAGUUCUUGAAAUGUUACGUAUUGACUGACCUUCAUGUCUUUGGAUUGUUGUUUCUCUUUGCUUAUUUGAGCUGUUCUUGCCAUAAUAUGGACUUGGUCUGUUACCAAAUAGGCUAUCUUCUGUAUACCCCCCUACCUUGUCACAACGCAACUGAUUGGCUCAAGUGCAUUAAGAAGGAAAGAAAUUCCACAAAUUAACUUUUAAGAAGGCACACCUGUUAAUUGAAAUGCAUUUCAGGUGACUACAUGAAGCUGGUUGAGAGAAUGCCAAGAGUGUGCAAAGCUGUCAUCAAGGCAAAGGGUGGCUAUUUGAAGAAUAUAUUUUGAUUAGUUUAACACUUCUUUGGUUACUACAUGAUUCCAUAUGUGUUAUUGUAUAGUUUUGAUGUCUUCACUAUUAUUCUACAAUGUAGACAAUAGUAAAAAUAAUGAAAAACCCUUGAAUGAGUAGGUGUUGUAAAACUUAGUGUAUAUGACACAUUAGGGUGGGUGGGUGUGUGUACAUGUAUGCACAAAAUGUGUAUUUUCAACAGUGGCUGUAUACAUUUAAGCAUGAUAUGCACGUAUGUUUUGUGAGCAGGCAAAAGUACUAUAGGACAUUAUUAAAUGUGCAUUACGAUGAGGGAAAACGCUGCCUCUGUGCCUCCUGUUAGCUUGAUUAAAUAGGAUUCUGGUUAAGGCAGUCUUUAUUGAUGGAGUAGCCCCACAGCAGUCGACGGAUACCUAGGGAUCUUAAAAACACUACAACUCACUGUUUGUUGGAGAGAAUAUAGCCUUGAAACUGUUUUAUUUACCACUAGAAAGAAAAAAACAUAUUUAAUCAUAGCAGGAUACCUUUGUUUGUUGUUGAAUGUCAUUGAAUGUUUUUCACUGCUGAUUGUAAUUCUUACCCUUUAAUCAAGGACUUAUUUAGACCUGGGACACCAGGUGGGUGUUAAUUAUCAGGUAGAACAGAAAAUCAGCAGAAGUCCAGACCUCCGGACCUCCAGGCUGGAUAUAAAUACCCCUGCCAUAGGCCUACACAUUGUCAAUGUAACAUGCUUUACACUUUCACAAAGGCCCCUGUACUACUUCAUUUAGUUUUUAGGGUAUUUUCAGACUUUAUGGAAUAGAUAGAAAGAGAGGAUGACAGUGAGGGAAGAUGGACAGAGGUCAAAGGGUAGUAGGUCGUCACCGUAGACAUUUGUGCCAGAGACUGCAUCAUUGCCGCUAGACCAGCCAGGCCACACAAAGGACCCUGUUUUAAUCCUGUACUAUCCCCCUUUAUUGUAGGAUGGUAUCAGCAUCAUCUAUCAUACUUGUCACUUUUGCUGCACUUAACUAUUUGUAGAAGAGCAAACGCCUGCUUCAUGAUUGCAUUUGGAAUGGAUUGCCGCAUCAGAGUGGCUAUGGGGCCUGACCUCUAUUCUCCAGAGAGCUAGGUUUCCUAGGGUCCUACCCAAUGUUGGUCCUACCUCCUAUAUCCUGGGUCCCACUAAGACACAAUAUAAUGGCCACAGAGGUGAGAGUUAGAGGGACAGCUCCCUUAUAAGAGUGUGUGUGUGUGUGUUGUUGUCCGUGAUUUACCUGCACUCUCCCUCUCCCACUGUUUGCUGGAGUGUUAUGAGGCCUGACCUUACCCUCCUGGCUCUAACCCUUUACAGCUAAGCCUAGACCACACAGUCAUAAGAUGCUCAUUGCUAAAUACAAUCAGGGAGAGCGGGGGAGGGAGGAGAGCAGAGGGGGGCUUUAGCUGAAAUGAUUGAUGAGCAUAUCAUGGGGGAUUGUAAUGAUGUGGUGUGGUGUGUGUUUGUGUGUGUGUGUGUGUGUGUGUGGUGGGGGUAGGGGGGUGUGUUUGCUCCCACAUAUGUUUGUUUUUGUAGAUCUGCCUACGGGUGUGUUUGCCUGUGUGAUAGCUAAGGGGUGAGUGUGUGUGUGUGUGUGUGUGUGUGUGUGUGUGUUUGGAAGCAAGCCCUUAACUCAAGACCUCAGGGAAACAAGAUCAUAAGAGAAUCUUUAAUGUGUAUCUGCAAUUGCUAAUAACCCAUCCGUAACCGCCCAACUAUAUGUGAUAAAGUGACAAUCUGAGGCCUGCACCCGAUCCUAGCCCGCUAAUAUAGAAAAUGCACUGUAUGCUACAGUCAGAGAUGGCGGAAUGAUUUGUUGACGGGGUGCAGGAUUUUCUUUUGCCUAAUAUGUUUCUGUUUAUCAUUUCCGACAUUUUGGGAGGCUAGUUGUUAGUCAACUUGUCUAUAAUUAGAUACAUGCAGCAUCUCUUCUGUCAUUAUGUUGCUCUAGAAGACUAAAUAAAUAAACCAUUGCUCACCAGAAUGUCAUAAAUUGACAUUAUUCAACAAAAUUGACAAAAGCUUUGACAAAGGCCUUGAGGCCAAUACAUAAAGCUUAAUAAAGAACAGUAAAACUGGCAAGAGCAGUGUGGGUUUGUCUUUUAUUUCAUAAAUCGAUAGAAUGAAAUGAAUGCUUCAAUCUACACUGAACAAAAAUAUAAACACAACAUGUAAAGUGUUGGUCCCAUGUUUCAUGAGCUGAAAUAAAGGAUCAGAUACAUUUUCCAUAUCCACAAAAAUAGUAUUUAUUUUGUGUACACAUUUGUUUAUACCCUGUUGGUGAACAUUUCUCCUUUGCCAAGAUAAUCCAUCCACCUGACAGGUAUGGCAUAUCAAGAAGCUGAUUAAACAGCAUGAUCAUUACACAGGUGCACCUUGUGCUGGAGACAAUAAAAGGAUACUCUAAAAUGUGCAGUUUUGUCACACAACACAUUGCCACAUACAUCUUCAGUUUUGAGGGAGUGUGCAAUUGGCAUGCUGACUGCAGGAAUGUCUACCAGAGCUGUUGCCAGAUAAUUGAAUGUUCAUUUUUCUACCAUAAGCCAACUCCAACAUUGUUUUAGAGAAUUUGGCAGGACGUUUAACCGGCCUCACUAAUGCAGACCACAUGUAUUGGGUCGUGUGGGCGAGUGGUUUGCUAAUGUCAACGUUGUGAACAGAAUGCCCCAUGGUGGCAGUGGGGUUAUGGUAUGGGCAGGCAUAAACUACGGACAACGAACAGAAUAGCAUUUUAUCGAUGGCAAUUUGAAUGCACAGAAAUACCUUGAGGAGAUCCUGAGGCCCAUUUUUAUUUUUUUGUGGGGGGGGGGGGGGAUCUGUGACCAACAGAUGCAUAUCUGUAUUCCCAGUCAUGGGAAAUCCAUAGAUUGGGGCCACAUUUUUAUUUAUUUAAUUGACUGAUUUCCUCAGAUGAACUAUAACUCAGUCAAAUCUUUGAUAUUUUUGCAUGCUGCGUAUAUAUUUUUGUUCAGUAUAGUUGACAUCAGUGAAGUUUUCUGUCAUCUCUGCUUCUUUCGCGGAGCAAACAUUACUUUACUGACCCUCCCUUAUCUUUAUUUUCAACUCUCCAUUUCGCAACUUUUCUCUUAUUGAAUUAAACACCAACAUUGUCCUUUUUGCAUUUGGUGAUUGGCAUGUAGGCUGUUUGGCGUGCGUACAGUUUGGCCCUAAACCUUAUAGACUUACGCACAAAUGCCAGAUAGCCUAAAAAUAAUGAAAGAAAAACCUCAACGUAGCCUAUAGCUAUGAAUUGCACGAGUCAUACAUUUCUGAAUUUUUUAUGUAUUGUUUUCUCUUUAUUCAACCCACCUGCCACCUACCCGCCCUUCAUCCACACAAUAUUUAAUGACUCUAAACCCACGUAUCACUAAUCUGCGCCGCGGGGAGACAAAGAAAAACAAUGUCAUACGACACCAUUGUCUUCCUCCUCCCCACCUGGAAUUACACACAGCUACAAUACUGUUAUUGACUUGCUAUGCAGAAAGACUUGGUAUGUACACAAACACACAUUUUAAAUAUUUUUUUAAUCCACAAAUCACAUUACAUCAUAAAGGAUUCAAACAUUUCAAAGGCCGUUGAUGCAAGGACACUUAAGGAAACAAAAAGCACCUUCUCCUCCACAUAGCUACAGUGAGGGAAAAAAGUAUUUGAUCCCCUGCUGAUUUUGUACGUUUGCCCACUGACAAAGAAAUGAUCAGUCUAUAUUUUUAAUGGUAGGUUUAUUUGAACAUUGAGAGACAGAAAUAACAAAAAUAAAAUCCCAGAAAACGCAUGGUCAAAAAUGGUUAUAAAUUGGAUUUGCAUUUUAAUGAGGGAAAUAAGUAUUUGACCCCCCUCUCAAUCGAAAAGAUUUUCUGGCUCGCAGGUGUCUUUUUAUACAGGUAACGAGGCCUGAGAUAUAAAUAGAUAAUAAUAUAAUAUGCCCAUUUGCAUAGACGCUUUUAUCCAAAGCGACUUACAUCAAUGCGUGCAUAAGUUUUUUUUGUUACCUGUAUAAAAGACACCUGUCCACAGAAGCAAUCAAUCAAUCAGAUUCCAAACUCUCCACCAUGGCCAAGACCAAAGAGCUCUCCAAGGAUGUCAGGGACAGGAUUGUAGGCCUACACAAGGCUGGAAUGGGCUACAAGACCAUCGCCAAUCAGCUUGGUGAGAAGGUGACAACAGUUGGUGUGAUUAUUCGCAAAUGGAAGAAACACAAAAUAACUGUCAAUCUCCCUCGGCCUGGGGCUCCAUGCAAGAUCUCACCUUGUGGAGUUGCAAUGAUCAUGAGAACGGUGAGGAAUCAGCCCAGAACUACACGGGAUGAUCUUGUCAAUGAUCUCAAGGCAGCUGGGACCAUGGUCACCAAGAAAACAAUUGGUAACACACUAUGCCGUGAAGGACUGAAAUCCUGCAGCGCCCGCAAGGUCCCCCUGCUCAAGAAAGCACAUAUACAGGGCCGUCUGAAGUUUGCCAAUGAACAUCUGAAUGAUUCAGAGGAGAACUGGGUGAAAGGGUUGUGGUCAGAUGAGACCAAAAUCGAGCUCUUUGGCAUCAACUCAACUCGCCAUGUUUGGAGGAGGAGGAAUGCUGCCUAUGACCCCAAGAACACCAUCCCCACCGUCAAACAUGGAGGUGGAAACAUUAUGCUUUGGGGCGUGUUUUUCUGCAAAGGGGACAGGACAAAUUCACCACAUCAAAGGGACGAUGGACGGGGCCUUGUAACGUCAAAUCUUGGGUGAGAACCUCCUUCCCUCAGCCAGGGCAUUGAACAUGGGUCAUGGAUGGGUAUUCCAGCAUGACAAUGACCCAAAACACACGGCCAAGGCAACAAAGGAGUGGCUCAAGAAGAAGCACAUUAAAGUCCUGGAGUGGCCUAGCCAGUCUCCAGACCUUAAUCCCAUAGAAAAUCUGUGGAGGGAGCUGAAGGUUCGAGUUGCCAAACGUCAGCCUCGAAACCUUAAUGACUUGGAGAAGAUCUGCAAAGAGGAGUGGAUCAAAAUCCCUCCUGAGAUGUGUGCAAACCUGGUGGCCAACUACAAGAAACAUCUGACCUCUGUGAUUGCCAACAAGGGUUUUGCCACCAAGUACUAAGUCAUGUUUUGCAGAGGGGUCAAAUACUUAUUUCCAUCAGUAAAAUGCAAUUCAAUUUAUAACAUUUUUGACAUGCGUUUUUUCUGGAUUAUUUGUUGUUAUUCUGUCUCUCACUGUUCAAAUAAACCUACCAUAAAAAUUAUAGACUGAUCAUGUCUCUGUCAGUGGGCAAACGUACAAAAUCAGCAGGGGAUCAAAUACUUUUUUCCCUCACUGUAGGCUCCCCCAUAACAGCUGAAACACAGCAGUACCUUCUCCUCCACACAGCUCCCCCAAAACAGCUGAAACAGAGCAGUACCUUCUCCUCCACACAGCUAGGCUCCCCCAUAACGGCUGAAACAGAGCAGUACCUUCUCCUCCACACAGCUAGGCUCCCCCAUAAUGGCUGAAACAGAGCAGUACCUUCUCUUCCACACAGCUCCCCCAUAAUGGCUGAAACAGAGCAGUACCUUCUCCUCCACACAGCUAGGCUCCCGCAUAAAGACUGAAACAGAGCAGUACCUAGUCAGUUGUUUUGUACUACUCUUAGGCAGGCAUGGAAUCUGAAGGCCACGUACCGAAAGCCUAAGUGGUUCAGACUACCAAAUAUCAAUGCUUCUGCAUCACAGGCCGUCCAAGUGUGAUAUGAGGGGCUGCUAUUUAAGGAGCUUUUCAGAAAAGUCCUGCUCCAUGUAACAGUUCAGUGAGCAGCCCACUCAUCACCUCCCUCUGGCGUCCCCCACAACAACAAUCUCUGGCUUAUUCGCCAGACAAGAAAACACAUUAUCAUUAAGCUCAAACCAGGUUCCUCUGACAAGUGAAUGUCUGUGAGUCUGUGCUGUUGGUGAGACCACCUGUCUCACCUCAGUAGCUACCAGGUUGAUGUCUAGCAAUAAAAGUAUUUGUAUGAACGGCAACCAUUAACAACAUGUGCAACAGACUCCAUUACAUUUAACUCAGGGUGUGAAAUACAGAAGGGAUCCUGGUUUGCAGGGUACCAGAGUGUUAGGUUGUAUUUUGUUGGUAGAACUUGCAGCCUCGCCUUAACAGUAAAGGUGAGAAUGUUCUCACCAAUGGCAGCAUUCUGGUACAUGGAAUGGGAGACAAAGUGGUCAGCACAGUCCAGAGCAGCAAGUUUCUCCUGCAGCCUCAGGCCAGUCCAGUGCUGCCGUAUCUACAUCCGUCUGAUACCGAGGCGUGUUGUCCUCGAUGUAGGAUGAGAUGUUCCAUCAUGGGUGACAGAAGCCUCCACAACAACACAGGAGUCUGCAACAACUGCAUCAGAGGCAGUCACACACAAACGCUCACACACUCAGCUGGAAAUGCUUGCCUGUGUGCGUUUUCCUAGCUGCGGGAGUCUGCCAGCUCCUCGGUAGAAACUGAGCCAGAACAACCAAGCCACACCUGCCAGAUCCAAUUGAUCCAGUCUGAACUAUCUCCUCCUAAACUGACACUGGAGAUAGGAACAAUUGAACCCCUUUGAGUAUUUUAGCGCUGGCCCUGAAAUAAAUUCACCUCUCAGACAUAAAUGAACUGUGACUGAAUAAAUGAAAAAAAGACGUUGCUCAGAAUCUAUUUUUUUCUCUUUCUCUAUCCCUCUAUCCCUAUUCCAUUUUGAAGGCUGUUAUUUCUCCCUUAACUCUCUUUCUUUCAUCUCUCCUACUACAGAAUCGUCAUCGUCUGUGAUCGUUUUUAUGGAUACCACGACAACGCGGACUACAACUCGACCGACGACGGUUUCCACAACGACCACGUCAACAACCAGUUCCACCACGACCACCAGGGCCUCUGCGACGACCCCCGUUGCCCAGCGACCACACACCACCUUGACUACCCUGCCGCCGCCAUUGCCGCCAGCAGAGGGCAAUAUCCCAGAGGGCAACACAAGGUCGUCCCCGUCCUCCAAGCUCCCCAACAUUGGCAUUGAGUACUGUAACCCCAUGAUCAUGUCAGACGUGUCCUGGCCCAAGACCAGACAGGGACUGGUGACCAGGCAACCAUGCCCGACUGGAACAAUAGGUAAUGGGUUUGUUCUACUUAAUACUGUGGUUAGUCUGCAGCGGGAUGGCAUUUAUUGUCAUGAAUCUUGACCUGGAAGCAGCUCUGCAGAAUGGUGACUACAGCCACAAAGUAAUCAAAUCUGAUUUUAAACCUAACCUUAACCUUACCCACACUGCUAACCCUAAUGCCUAACACUAACCUUAAGUUAAGACCAAAAAGUUCAUUUUUGUUUUCAUGAACUUUGACGAUAUAGCCAAUUUUGACUUUGCAGCUUGCCCAUCUAACGGAAAUCGCUCAGUUCUGCCUCCAGGACAAGAUUCAUGACAGUAAACAUCAACCUUCUAGCCUGCGUCUGGUAAAAGUACAUAAACCACUAUAGGCCUACACUAUGGUCAUGUACAGUUGGUAGUUGCCAAAUAUAGCAACUCACUGUCCGGUUGAAUUAUCAUGACCAGUGCGACAAACAUGUCGGUUUAAUGUGUGAGUUAUGGCAUCAAAUAACAGCUUAAAGCACUAUGUAGUACAGGCAAUGUAGAGAAUGUCUGAAGUAUCACCAAAAUAGAUCAGUGAUCCCUGCAGGAAUCAAACCCACGACCUUGCUAGCGCCACGCUCUUACCAACUGAACCACUGUAUGGAAUAUUGAACUAUGAUUGAAUUAUGCAUAAGGAUGCAAAUGGCCAUGAGCCAUGAGUCUGGCCCUCAGAGACAAACCAGAAUCCUCUGCAGGCUCCUGAAUUGGCCCCUCAGGAAUGGAGCUGAUCAGAAAAGGAAGAGCUUUCCCCUUAAAUUUGCUCUUUCUCACUGGGGGUGAAUUUCCAAAUUAAGUCAUGCAGUUAAAUCAAUUAAUGCUGAAACCUCUUCCCCCCUUCAGUUUUCCUACCUAAAUUUGUCGUCAAACACAUUCUGGUGUCACUUUUCUCAACUCUGUACGGCUACCAAUGUUCAACUCAUUAGGAAAGCAUAUUGAAGUAUGAUAUUUGGCACGCCUGAAUGUUGUCCUGAAUGUUGUCCUGAAUGUUAUUUACAGGUUUGUUGUUAUGUUUGUAUGUAUCCCCCCUCGCCUUAUGCUUGACUCGCUGAGAGUAGAGAAGCUAAAGAUGGUGGAAACCUCCCCUAUGCUUCUUCAUUUCCAGGAAACAAUUCCAAGUCUAAUUAAUUAACACUAAAAUGUGGUUGGGUGUGCUCUUUAACGAGGGCACUUGUUCGUAAGGCGCCACUUCACUUGUUUCUUCCUCUCCUCCUGUGCCAACUGGUAUCAAUUGUCACAGGCCUAAAGGAAUGUAUACCAACAUAUUAAGGUCCAUAGAAGAUCAAGCGCCUCUGAUAUUAAGGGAAAUGGUUUUGAAGUCAAUAGUAAGCAUAGAUCUACAUGGAGAGAGUGAUAUCAAAGAGAGAUGGAAGAAAUACAUGUGAUUGUUGCCGUUAGAAUCAGGAUUAGAAGAUUUGCGUUGGAACAUGGCGCCCAACAUGGGGUUGGUUAGGGUGUCAGCGGUUGUGUCCCAGUGCUGUUCAGGGCUCAUAUUCACAAAGUAUCAAAGUUGAAGUGCUGAUAUAGGGUCAGUUUUGCUGUUUAGAUCAUAAUGAAUAAGAUUUUAUGGAAAGGACGGGGGCCUGAUCCUAGAUCAGCACUACUAUUUAAAGAUACUUUUUGAUUACAAGCCCAGAAAUAUUGCAACCCGGUUUGGGGACUGUCUUGUCUCCCGCCUUCUUCUCCUCAUUAACUGGCGACAUCAGUCCCCGCGACGAGGCCUCUCGAACGCCUCCGGUGUACGGCAAGACAAGAGGGACACAAAACCACCGCCCCUCUGUGCGUCUCUCUUCAAAGCCGCCACACUUCCGACGGUCGAAGUAGAGGACGGCUUUGAGUUUCCUUACAGGCUGUCUUUGAAAGUUCCUUGAAUCCCUACCGUAUCUCUCUUUCUCUCUCUCUCUCUCUCUCUCUCUCUCUCUCUCUCUCUCUCUCAUCAUCCUCAUCUCUCUCCCAUCUCUCCUCAUCCCUCAUUCUCUCCUCGCUCGCUCAUCCUCUCCUCCGAUCUCUCUCUCUCAUCAGACUCUCUCUACUUCCUUCUCCUCAUUCUCAUCUUCUCUCCCCAUCUUUAUCUCUUGCUCCUCUCUGUCAGGUUGAGGCCUAUCUGAUAAACCCAUCAAACGUUAGGAAGUCCAAGGAGGACUGGGAAGGGAAUUAUGUGUCAGUCAAAGUUGAUAUCAGUUAAUGUUAGCUGUCUGUCUCCCCCUCCCUCUCUCUAUAUCCCAUAGACAUGUACCAAUCGGAGACUAGCGUUUUUCUUCCCCAGUCAUGGAGUUGAUAGUUUAUAAAAAUACACAAUUGCAGUUUAUACACAGAUUGAAUAUAAACACUUUCAAUGGCAUAGCCCACAUUAUGAACUUGUCCUGUUUCCCUCUAUCUGUAUCCCUUUAAAAUGCGAUGCGUCCCAAAUUCCACCCUAUUCCCUUUUCAGUGCACUACUUUUGACCAGAGCCCUUAGGGGAGGGUGAGUUUGUAUAGACGCAAUUACAGUUUAUACGCAGAGUUAGUAAAAGCACUGAUAGGGGCGUAGUCCCAUUUUUAACUGACCCUUUUUCAGAAGCCCUUUGUGACCCAAAAGCCACACAUGCACACACACACACACACACACACACACACACACACACACACACACACACACACACACACACACGUCGCUCCACAUCCUCAUCAGUACCAGUCGUCUCCCUCAGGCAGCAUUAAUUGACCUUUCGUAACGAACUCCAGGAUUUCCAACUUAAUUGGAACACAGUUUGGUGUAUUUUUGCCAGGAGUUCAACUGUCGCACCCGUUUAACAAAUGCAGAGGUGCUCCGACUCUUAAUUACUAGAUUCACACACUAUCCAAUAUACCUGACUUCAUUUAACAUGUGGAGAUGAAACCAGUCGAUUACAUUCAUUUGUCAUAUCCCCAAAUAUAUUUAUUUUACCAUUAAGUGGAAUUGGUUUUAAGGACAUGGUGGUUUGAUUGGGAAAUUUAUAUUUUGGGGGCAAAUUCGUGACAUGCACGUUCAUACAGACAAACACCAACAGAUUGUAUGAGGAUGAACAAUGAAGAUGCAAACAAACAAAACUGUUGUGAGAAUACAGUUGUUUCGAAGCACGCGUCUCGCAAUGGGAUAGUUUUUUACCCUGGGGGAUUGUUGGAUAAAAGUAUGGUCUUAAGAGUGGUGUUGAUCCCCAAUACUGCUCCCAACUCUCCCCUUCCAGACAUACGUUCAGGGGACUAUCGUUUGUUUUCUUACCAACAUGGUAAUUGUCGCUGGUAGCAUUGCAUUGAUCUCCAGGGAUAGCUUUGAGAUAUGAAUCCCAGUGUUUUGCUCUAUUGCCUCUAACUCUGAGUAUUGUUUUCUUCCACAGGCGUGGCCAUGUAUCUGUGUAUGGGGCCCGAAGGAUACUGGGACCCCCAAGGGCCCAACCUCAGCAACUGUACGUCCCCGUGGGUCAAUGUCAUCACCCAGAAGGUAAGGGGCCCCCAAGAGGACCAACUCACGGACACACACUUCAUGCUUGGCAAUUCACACUUGUUCACUUGGCAACAAUGGAAACCUCUUCGACUAAGGGGAUACUAUGCCCAUCCUUCCAUCCUCUAGGCUAGGGCCACUGUGUUCCACAGGUUUUCUUUGUCCCUGCUGAGAAGAACUUAGUCAAUUAAUGUCCACUCACUACAGACCCAAGGACCACAGUUGAAAGCAGCCAUCUUAGAACACUUUCCUACCUACUGCAUUGAGUUCACAAUGUUGGCCAAUACACCCACUACACAAUUAUGGCCCCCCAUUCUGCCAUUUUCUUUAGGCCCAGAGGCGUCAAUCUCAUUCCCCCGGAACGAGAAUUACUCGAAGAGCUCCACGCAUUCUGUGUUUAAAUCUAUAAUGGAGUGGCAGACACAGAAGAGAUGGUUAUUGGGGCUACAGCAGUAGCACUAGUAGUACUAGUAGCAUCACUAUCCCUGUUUAUGAAAUGCAUCGGAUCUCAAAAACUCCCAGGAGCCCAAGGCAUGCCGGCAAUAACACUUAUAAUCCACUCCAGAGCGGCAAAUUGCAGCCCCUUAACCAACAGAGCUUUGUGGAUAUGGAUCCACAAGUGGCUAAAAAAGUGAGAGCAAGAGGGAGGUAAAGAGAGAGAGAGAGAUAGAGGGGUAGAGAGAUAAUGCUAGAGAGAGGGAGGUAGGGAGAGAGAGAGAGAGAGAGAGAGAGAGAGAGAGAGAAGUAUCAGGUGCAUUUUUUGCAAUGUGCGGUAAAAGUCUACCGUGGGCUGAUGUUUUGGGUAUUAACUACAGCUCAGUGGCAUUCUGUUGAAAUCGAUAUGGAGAUGAUUCCACUCCAUUCCAUUCUGUACUAUCCUUUACCAUAAUGUCGCUCUCUGUUUCCUGACUCACAUUCUUAGUCUAUUAUAGUGUACAUCCUAACUACAGUAUCUCACAUGCAAAGCAGCACAAAACUUGACACCUAUACACCUUUCCCAUAUACACAUACUUAGUGGGAGUGACUAUCGGAAUAUGGAUACAUUUUUAACAAAAGUGUUAUUAAUCUUUAUUACGCAAAUUAGGCAUGAGCGAUGUGCCUGUCAUCCCUCGUUGUCGCUGUGGCGACAGGGAAUUUAAAUGAAGAUCAACCUGUCAGGCGUCCCAGAAUUCCGUCUGGCGCAUAUUUUCACAGCACUGUCCCUGGUUCUUCUCAUUAACAGGAAGACGCAGAGAGAUGAACUCCGUGAGAUAGGGAGUGGCUGGUAGAGGCUGAGAGAGAGCAAUGACAGACCUCACUUUUUCUUACUGUGGCCAUAGCUCUUCUUAUUAAGAGAAAUAGAGAAACCGAGAGGGAGAGAAGAAGAGACGUGGGAGAGAAGAAGAGACGUGGGAGAGAGGGAGAGAAGAAGAGAUGUGGGAGAGAGGGAGAGAAGAAGAGACGUGGGAGAGAGGGAGAGAAGAAGAGAUGUGGGAGAGAGGGAGAGAAGAAGAGAUAUGGGCGAGAGGGAGAGAAGAAGAAGAGAGAGAGCUUCUCUACUCUCCACACACUGUCCACACAGGAUCAGGGUUCUCAAAGAAAGGCAAAUUAA